AUGUCAUCUGAAACAAUGGGACAGGAUGGCGAUGGUCAGGAAGAAAGGGGAAAACGCGGCGUGUUCAGCACAAGUGGAGGCCUAAAGCUAGCCUACGUGAGUGGACUGGAGGACUCAGAUAGUUCGGCCUGCAGUUUCACGGCAGCCGAUGUGACGAGAGUACGAGACUCGUGUAUCAAGGGCCAACCCUCGUAUCGGGGCAUCGACAUACUGCUUACGUCCCAAUGGCCCCAGGGAGUGUUGCAACGCGAUGAAAAUGCUAAAGUGAAAGCCCCAAAAGGGUCCGAACUUUUGUCUUGGUUGGCAGUUCAAUUGAAACCCAGAUACCAUUUUGUUGGCUUGGAAGGUAUAUUUUAUGAAAGGCCGCCAUACAGGAAUCUGGACACAGGGAGUGACAGUGGAGCACAUCUAACCCGCUUCAUGUCACUGGGUGAGGUGGGUGGUGACGCACGGUGGUUGUACGCUGCCAGCCUGACACCUGUGGACAUCAUGUCUGCGCAGGAGCUGCGCCAGCAGACGACAGACCAGACCGAACUGCCGUAUACGGGCCGAGCGUUGUCAGCCACAGUGAGCGGUGCGAGUGACAAUAGUGCAGGGCACCAGUACUUCUACGACAUGACACCGGCCAAACAAUCACGUGAUGGUGACGGUCCCAGGGAGAAACGAGCGAAAAUGGAAUUUGAUCAAAGUUCAUGUUGGUUCUGCCUUUCCAGCCCUCAGGUGGAGAAACAUUUGGUCAUCAGCAUUGGACAAGAAGUGUACUUGGCCCUAGCAAAGGGAGGUCUUGUGGACGGUCAUGUGUUAAUUUUACCAGUAACACACCAUCAGGCUGCCGCUCACCUGCCAGACUCGGUCACUGCAGAGAUUCAAAAAUUCCAAGAUGCUCUAAGGAAAUGCUACGCCAAAGAUGGUAAAGUACCUGUGUUCUUCGAGCGGAACUAUAAGACUUCACACUUACAAAUUCAAGUAAUACCAGUCUCUAAAAGUGUCAGUCCCAAACUGAAAAUGGUGUUUGAGGACCAUGCAGAAGCGGAAGGGUUCAGUGUGGACGAGUUACCACCUCAUGCUCGUCUUGACCAGAUCGUCCAGCCCAACACCCCCUACUUCUAUGUGGAGCUGCCGAGUGGAGAGAGACUUUACCAUAGGGUCAGGAAACACUUCCCAUUGCAUUUCGGCAGAGAAGUUCUUGCAAGUUCACAAGUAUUGGAUAUGGAAGAGAGAGCAGAUUGGAAAAACUGUUCAUUGUCCAAAGACGAAGAGGCCAGGAUGGCAUUGAAGUUCAGAGCAAUGUUUAAACCAUUUGACUUUACACUGUAAAUGUUUUUUUUUUUUCAAUAAAAUGACUUUUGUACAAAUAAACAUAUUUAUGUACUA
Messenger RNA from Homalodisca vitripennis (glassy-winged sharpshooter), 1374 nucleotides. Its product is annotated as CWF19-like protein 1. Gene Ontology annotation, biological process: mRNA splicing, via spliceosome. Lineage: Eukaryota; Metazoa; Arthropoda; Insecta; Hemiptera; Cicadellidae. The record is from RefSeq and is a predicted model, not a curated record. Gene Ontology annotation, molecular function: RNA lariat debranching enzyme activator activity. Gene Ontology annotation, cellular component: post-mRNA release spliceosomal complex. Bases 1 to 1317 code for a protein of 438 amino acids. The transcript is spliced from 9 exons.